Molecule: messenger RNA, 924 nt
Organism: Mycena indigotica
Lineage: Eukaryota; Fungi; Basidiomycota; Agaricomycetes; Agaricales; Mycenaceae
Exons: 4
Coding region: 1-924 (307 amino acids)
Biological process (GO): regulation of DNA-templated transcription
Molecular function (GO): RNA polymerase II cis-regulatory region sequence-specific DNA binding; DNA-binding transcription factor activity, RNA polymerase II-specific
Source: RefSeq, a predicted model, not a curated record
AUGCCUCGUGCGGCACAAACAUCCACUUCUGUUGCGAAGGGAAAUAAGCCUUAUCAGGCAGCCAGCGAACGCAAAGUCAUCGGGAGACUUCCUCCAAAUCCGCCCCGGACUUUGCGCUGUUCACAUCCCGGAUGCCCCUGGAGCUUCGACAAGAAGACAGACCUCACCCGCCAUAUCAUUUUACAUCGAUCCAAAGAGGAACGUGAAGCUAGGAAGAUUUCCUGCCCAUAUGCAUCAGCGGGCUGCACGUUCAAGACCUUACAAAGUUCCAACCUGAAGACGCAUCUGAACACACAUACCGGCGCAAAGCCGUUCAAAUGCUCAUUCUGCCCUUACGCCGCUGGAGACCGCUCGUGUGUCUAUAAACACGAAGCGAAAUACCACAAGUCCAGCAACGAGACGCAGAAGUCGAGGAAGGCAUACAAACCACGCUCCAGACGUUCUCCCAGUUUGUCGUCGUCAGACUCCAGCCUGGACUACGCUUUCCAUUCCAUCUCGCUCUCGCCUUCCAGCAGCUGCACCUCGGAAUCCGAGUCCUCGUCACCGUCAUCAUGCGGCUCUCCCAUCAGCUUGACCGAUGCGUCCAUGCCCGCGUUUGACUCGACGUGGAAUUGGGAUCCGAGUUUCGAGGCGGCUUUAUUGCAACUGGAGCCCUGGGAGUGUCCCCCUCCAAUGGACACCAGCUACAACUGGGUCCCGCCCAGCAUUUACCCCGCCAACGAAACUCAGUUCGGUCUCCCAAUGCCGGCGACUAGUUAUCCCGCAACCCAACAAACGCAACCUGCGUUUGCGACGCUCAUGCAAUCGAACGAUCUAUUCUUCGACUCAACAUUCUACCCAGUCGCGGAAUCCGAGACGUUGUUGCCGGAUACCCCGAUAUUCACGGGCGAGUGGCAGGAUGUCAGCUUUGUUUCGGGCUGCUGA